This is a messenger RNA of Adineta steineri, 1368 nucleotides long. NCBI's taxonomy places the organism in Eukaryota, Metazoa, Rotifera, Eurotatoria, Adinetida, Adinetidae. The record is from the annotation of a GenBank genome assembly.
AUGAUGGCUACAGAUAAAUCACCUUCGGGAACAACUGAUGAAAAAGAUAAUACAACAUUAAUAAAAAAACCAAAACGUGGUAAACCAACUCCUCUUAUAGAGAACACAAAAGACGUCAUAGAAAAUGGUAAUGAUUCAUUAUCAGAAACGAUUUCAGCACGACUAUCAAAAAAUUCUGAUACUAAAAAAGCAAAUGAAUCAGCUUUAUUAACAUCAGCAAGUUCAAUACCAAAAGAUGAUAAUACUGGUGGAAAUAGUUAUCGAGCAGCAUCAACAAAUUCAAUACCAAUAGAUGUCAAUACUGGUAGAAAUAGCUAUCGAGCAACAUCAACAGAUUCAUUACCAAAAGAUGAUAUUGCUAGUAGAAAUAGUUAUCAAGCGACAUCAACAAAUUCAAUACCAAAAGAUGAUAAUGCUGGUAAAAAUAAUUAUCGAGCAACAUUAACAAAUUCAAUAUCAAUAGAUGAUACUCCGGCUAGAAACAGUAAUCGAUCAAAUAAACAGUUAACUCCACUUCAAAGUACUUAUUCAGGUUCACAAACUUAUCAACAUGUUGAAUUAACUGCAGUUACAGAUGAUGAUGAUGAUGAAGAUCCAAAACGGGAUCUAAGACGAGAAAUUAAACCAACAAAUCAUAUAACUACGGAUCCUGAAACAAUGCUAUCAUCAUAUACGACAGGUGGUGAAAAUGAUACAAUUGAAAUACAUGAAUUCAGCUUAGCUGAUAUUGAUGCUUAUCUUGAUAUUUAUUUUGAAACACUUAAUAACCGUUUAGGUCAUCUUAUUGGUUCGCGUGAACAAUUACAAGAAUUUCGUUUAGCAUUAAAAACUCGUAUAAGUUCGGAUACGAAUUCAAAUGAAUAUCAAAAUGUACUUCUUGGAAAAAUGAAUGGUGAUGUUGUAGCAGCAGUUAAAUUAUCAUUUCCUGGUGAACCAGGAACAAUUGCAAAUACUAAUAUACUUCCACAAUCAAGUUCAUGUUUUACAUCAAUGCGUCGUUGGAUGAUACGAAAUGCAAAUUAUACUCCAACUAAUAUUGAAGAAUGUUAUAUUGAAAUGAUUGGUGUUAAAACUGCAUUUAGAAAUAAUGGUAUAGGAGGAGCUAUGAUGGAAUGUGUCGAACAUUUUGCUCGACAAGCUGGUGCACGUUUAUUAACAAUACAUGUACAUGAUGAUCAAUUAAGACGGUAUUUUGGACGAUCUGGUUUUAAUCUCGAUCAUACUGAUAAUUCAGCAAUUUGGAAAUGGCUUGUUGAAAGACAAAAUGUACUUAAAAUGUCAAAAACUCUCUCAUCGGAGGAUGAUCCUUCUAUGGAUAAUGUAGGUGGUCAUAAUAAUGAAAGUAUGGCUGGAAGCGAAGACGAAUAA